Naegleria gruberi is the source of this 2673-nucleotide messenger RNA. RefSeq lists its product as uncharacterized. The record is from RefSeq and is a predicted model, not a curated record. The coding region runs from base 1 to 2601 and encodes 866 amino acids. The transcript has a single exon. Lineage: Eukaryota; Heterolobosea; Eutetramitea; Acrasida; Naegleriidae. Gene Ontology annotation, cellular component: endoplasmic reticulum membrane. Gene Ontology annotation, molecular function: Glc3Man9GlcNAc2 oligosaccharide glucosidase activity. Gene Ontology annotation, biological process: oligosaccharide metabolic process; protein N-linked glycosylation.
AUGAUUGGUUGUUUUCUUCGUCAUCAUCAUGAUGGAUCAUCUCUGCUGGUGAUCCUUUCUGUGAUGAUAAUUUCUUCAUUAUUAAUAAUUAUUAAUUCAUCUGAUGCUGCAAUAAUUUCUCUGAAUAAUAAUCAAACAAUUAAUCAUCAACAUCAUAACCAACAACAAGAAUAUAUUUCACAAUUUUGGAUGAAUAGUAAUGUUAUUCCUUCCUUAUUACCUUCUCAUAAAUCAAGAGCCUCUCGUUUCUAUUAUUCCAAUCAUCAUCAACAACAGCAAGAGAAAAAGGCUAUUAGAAAUAAUCAUCAUCAUGAAAUUGUGAAGGAGUUGCCAAGUGAAAAGAAGAUUUACAAGGGAUUUGCAACAAUCGACUCACAAAUCAGAGAAAAUGUUUAUUCAAAAGGGGCUGCAGCAACUUCACAAGAUUUCCUUCUUCCACGACCAAAGAUGUACUCUGGUAUUCAAACAAAGGAUUCGGAUCCAUUAUACUUUGGUAUUGCUUGGAAUGAAUAUGAUAAUCAACAGUGGAAUAUCAAAGUGAGAGAAAAUGUUUACACUGAAGAUAUUCAAUUUAAUUGUUUGAAAGUGGAACGUGCUGAUCCCUUGACAUUCUCCAAGGUUAUUGUUGUGGAUCAAUAUUUGACCAAUGUUCGUCUGAAUAUCACAACUGUAAAAUAUGGAGGUGUGAAGAAUAAUGCAUUUGCUGUGAAAAUUACAGGUGAAUCAAUGUAUGAUCCAAGAAAGAAGGAGAAGGUUGAUGAUCACAUUGCUGUUUAUUUGUACACUGGUGUAACUAAGGGAGAGGUUUAUGAUAUGAAGACUGAUUCAAAUGGACAAUUGGUAUUACAAGGAGUUGACGACAGUUCUUAUGGUAGUUUUAGAAUGAGAACUAGCUCUGUGAAGGGUGCCAAUACAGAAAAAACCAAGUGGAGAUAUGAUAAUGCGCUUGAAUCAUUCUACUUUGUAAAUGAAACUGACAGACCAUAUUAUGCCAAGCAAAUAAUUACUGACACGAUCAGCUCUGGAGUUGGAAAUGACUAUAACAAUAAUCCAGCCUGUUGUCAAAAUGGUGGAAAUCACUUUAAUUUAUUGCCAAAUAAGAAAAUGUCACAAAAGAGUAAUAUUGGUAUUAUUCAAAAGGUUCUUAAAACACCUUUCGAAUGGGUUAUUACCUUUGAUAAUCCUAAUGCCAAUCCUCUCACUGAUCUUGAAUCAUCGCCUGCCUAUAUUGACCACCUCUAUGAAAAGUACAAACAAGAGUUUGAACAAAAGUUUGAUGAUAGAUUCCCUGUCACUAAUUUCAUUAAUACAAAUACUCAAAAAGCUUCUGCUCAAGAUUACAGAGAGUUUGGUAUGCAAGUUGUUAGCAGUUUAAUGUUUGGAUUGAGUUAUUUUGAAGGUUCAGGAUAUUUCAAGAAUAUGAGUGAUCCAGCGAAUCCAAUUAUUGUCAUGAAGAAUAGAAAAUUAUUAUCUCUCAUUCCCAACAAACAAUCCUUCCCUCGUCCAUUCUAUUGGGAUGAAGCAUUCAUGGAAAUGGUUCAAGUGAGAUGGAAUAGAGAAGUAUUUGAAGAAGUAACUAGAAAUUGGCAUUUUGAUGCAAUUCUUGAUGAUAUCACUGGAUGGAUCGAUAGAGAACAAUUUAUUGGAGAAGAGGCUAGAUACCAACAACCCCAAUGGGCUUGGUAUGGCUUAUCAAAUCAAAUGAAUCCACCAGUUUACUUUAUCACUUUGGAGAGAUAUUGCAGAAUGUAUGACAAGAAUGUUGUUAUUGAUUAUUUUAACAGAACUGGUCUCUUUGAAAGAUUACAAAAGAUCCUUGCUUGGUAUUUGAAGAAUCUUCAAGCUGCUGGAAGUGAAGAGUAUACUUACAGAUGGGGAGGAAGAGUUUUUGAUGUUUCUCUAGAUAGUGGUCUUGAUGAUUAUCCAAGAUUUAUGAAGGUUCUACCAGGAGAGAGCAAUGUAGAUCUUCAAGCAUGGAUUGCUAAAGCAGCUCAAGUUAUGAGCGACUUGUCUCAAAUGUUAUCCAAGCCAAAAGAUCUCAUUGAUUACUAUGCCUCCAUAUCCAAUAUUAUUUCCAAGAAUUUACAUGAUUUGUUCUGGAAUGAAUCAAUUGGAUUUUAUGUUGACAGAUCAAAAACUCUUGGAUUUGCCAACCACAUUGGAUACAUUGGAAUGUUACCUGUUUGUCUUGGAAUUGAAACUAACAUGACUCGUGUGGAAAAAACAAUUGAAAAAAUGUCAAACUCUGACUAUUUAUGGUAUGAAGAGGGUGGUAUCAUUUCUCUCUCCUAUGAAGAUAUUACAUUUGAAAGAUCAGGUCAGUAUUGGAGAGGAGCAUUGUGGGCACCUUUUCAAUAUCAAUGUGCUAGAGGACUUGCCUUUUAUGAGAAUAAUUACAAGUUGAACUCUGCCAAAAUAAUGAGAAAGAAAAUUCAAACUGCCUACGUUAACAAUGUUGUAAAGCAUUACCACGUUAAUGAUAAUUCCAUUGGUGCAAUCUAUGAGACAUACCAUCCAACUGAUGGAAGAGGUUUCAAUAAUCAUCCUUUCACUGGUUGGUCAGCUCUAGUUGUUUUAUUAAUGUCUGAGGAUUAUCAAUAAAUUCAAAACAAAGAAAACUUUAGUGAGACAGCAACUGCACAUAAGAAAUGAGUAAACCCUUGAUUUAUUCUG